Columba livia (rock pigeon) is the source of this 876-nucleotide messenger RNA. RefSeq names its product nucleoredoxin like 2 (gene NXNL2). Gene Ontology annotation, biological process: sensory perception of smell; photoreceptor cell maintenance; visual perception. The record is from RefSeq and is a predicted model, not a curated record. The coding region runs from base 192 to 662 and encodes 156 amino acids. The transcript has 2 exons. NCBI's taxonomy places the organism in Eukaryota, Metazoa, Chordata, Aves, Columbiformes, Columbidae.
GGUGGUUUAUAAAGGUGACGGCAGCGGUCCGGGGCAAAGCCGGAGAAUUGUUCUUCGAGGGCUGUGUGGCGCGGGGAGGAAGGUUCCCAGAGUGGGGGUGCUGCGGACCCGUGCCCGGGGGACACCUGGGCUUGCAGCCCCCAGUGCCAUCUUUCGUUGCACUUCGUCCCGCAGGUCCGGCCGCUGGCAGCAUGGUGGAUGUGUUCAGCGGGCGGCUCCUGGUCAGCAAGGACGGCCGCAGCGUGGAUCCCGAGGAGGCCCUGCAGAAUAAGGUCGUGGGCUUGUACUUCUCCGCCGGCUGGUGCUCGCCAUGCCGUGAUUUCACCCCGGUCCUCUGCGACUUCUACACCGAGCUGCUGGAGGAGACACAGCCUCCCGCCCCCUUCGAAGUCGUCUUCAUCUCCUCCGACCACAGCGCCGAGGACAUGGCGGGCUACAUGCACGCCAUGCACGGGGACUGGCUGGCCCUUCCCUUCCACGACCCCUACAAGCAUGAUCUGAAGAAGAAAUACAACAUAACAGCAAUUCCUAAACUGGUGAUUGUGAAACAAACUGGAGAAGUCAUUACUGACAAGGGAAGAAAACAGAUCAGAGACAAAGGGCUAUCCUGUUUUCGGAACUGGCUUGAGGGUGCAGAUAUCUUUCAGAAUUUUUCUAGCUAAAAAGUUGGCAGAUGAAAGCAAGACAAGGCAUAAUGGAAAACUCUGUAUUUUGACUUGUCCAGAACAAGAACAGUAAGGCUUAUUUAUCUUUACUUGUAAACAAAUUUUGUUUUCAACUUGAAUAUUAACUGUUUCAGUAGGUCAUAAACUGCAAUUAUUGUUUUAUUUGUAUUGCUUUAUGUACUAUAUUCAGUAUGAACCAAAUCAUUCCUCA